This is a messenger RNA of Frankliniella occidentalis (western flower thrips), 4732 nucleotides long. It is a transcript of the gene Lrp4, whose product is annotated as low-density lipoprotein receptor-related protein 4. NCBI's taxonomy places the organism in Eukaryota, Metazoa, Arthropoda, Insecta, Thysanoptera, Thripidae. The record is from RefSeq and is a predicted model, not a curated record. Gene Ontology annotation, molecular function: protein binding; calcium ion binding.
CAGCCGGGAAAGGUUUUUUGACGACAUGUGUCGCCCUUCUUCUGUCGCAGACGCCGACGUGGUCCAGUGCGACGCCUCCGAGUUCAAGUGCAAGUACCCCGUGUGCGUGCUCAAGGAGUACCAAUGUGACGGCGACAACGACUGCGGCGACUGGAGCGACGAGGAGGACUGCCCGCGCCGCACCGCCUGCGUACACGGUGACUUCCAGUGCCGCUCGGGAACGUGCCUGCCGGGUCGCCAGCGCUGCAACGGUGAGCGCGACUGCGAGGACGGCGAGGACGAGGCGGACUGCGGGCCCGAGCUGCCGGCCACCUGCCCGCCGGGUCAGCACGCCUGCUCGAGCGGAUACUGCAUCGAGGCGGCCUGGGUGUGCGACGGCACGGAGGACUGCCCCGGCGGCGAGGACGAGGUGCAGUGCGAGCCUCCCGCCUGCAACAACCAGACGCACUACGCGUGCAGCGACGAGCCCGUCGCGGCCGCGUCCACGCCGCCGCCCUCCGCGGGCGUGGUCUACCCACACCCGCUCGACAUGGCGGCCGCGGCCUCGGGCUUCAGCUGCAUCCCCAAGAAGCACGUCUGCGACGGCAAGAAGGACUGCGGCGCCGGCGACGACGAGCGCGACUGCCCCGUGCCGCGCAACUGCUCGGCCGGCUCGGGCUGCGCGCAGCUGUGCAUGGAGGCGGCGGGCGCGCGCGAGGUGUGCAGCUGCCGCCCGGGCUACCGGCUGGCCGCCGACGGCCGCGGCUGCGAGGACGUGGACGAGUGCGCCGACGACGAGGACCCGCCGUGCCAGCAGGGCUGCACCAACACCAACGGCUCGUUCCUCUGCAGCUGCCGCCCGGACUACGUGAUGCGGCCCGACCGCCGCAGCUGCAAGAGCGUCGAGGCGCCCGCCACGCUGCUGCUCACCAACCGCGUGGACAUCCGGCAGGUGAACCUCAACAACCGGCGCACCCACACCGUGCUGCGCGGCCUGCACAACGCGGUGGCGCUCGACUUCCACUGGCGCACGGGCGAGGUCUACUGGUCCGACUACUCGAUGCACGUCAUCCGGAAGGCGGCGCUCAACGGCAGCGUGGAGCAGGACGUGGUGCGCUGGGGGCUGCAGACCCCCGCCGGGCUGGCCGUCGACUGGGUGCACGGCCUGCUCUUCUGGACCGACUACGAGCUGCGGCGCGUGGACGUGGCCAACCUAGACGGCUCCAUGCCCACCACCAUCGCGCACACGGACCUCGAGAAGCCGAGGGACGUCGCCGUGCACCCGGGCAGGGCCUUCGUCUUCUGGACGGACUGGGGUCCCCGUCCCAAGAUUGAGCGCGUCGAGAUGAACGGCCAGAACCGGCGCGCCAUCAUCACCCAGGGCAUCAAGUGGCCCAACGGGCUGGCGCUGGACUACGACAACGACCGCAUCUUCUGGACGGACGCCAUGUACCACGUGAUCGAGAGCUCGGACCUGGACGGGCGCGCGCGUUCGGUGGUGCUGGCCAAGGGGCUGCCGCACCCGUUCGCGCUCACGCUCUUCGAGGACACGGUCUACUGGACGGACUGGCACACGCGCAGCGUGAUGGGCGCGAACAAGGUGACCGGGCGCCGCGUGCACGUCGUGCUGGACCGCCUCCACCUGCCGAUGCAGGUGCACAGCUGCCACCCCAAGCGGCAGCUGACCUACACCGACCGCUGCCCCCGCGGCAACGACUCGUGCUCGCACCUCUGCCUGCCCAGCGCCACCUCCUUCACCUGCGUCUGCCCGGUGGGCGUCCGCCUGCAGUCCAACCGCCGCUCCUGCGAGGCGAGCCCCGAGAGCAUGCUCGUGUACGUGCGCAAGAAGGAGAUCCACCUGCGGGAGAUGUCCGGGUCGGCGGCGGAGACGGGUGCGCUGGCCGCGCUGGGGCUGGGCUCCUCGGCCCGGGACGUGGUGCUGGCCGUGGACGGGGUGCGGCACGCGCAGGCCGUCGCCUGGGACUCGGCCUCCGACUCCAUCUUCUGGAGCGACUUCAAGGCGACCACCAUCUCCAGGGCGAGGCGCGACGGCAGCCAGCAGCGCGUCGUCGUCGGGAGCGACCUGGAGGACCCCGUCGGCCUGGCCGUGGACUGGGUGCGCCGGCGGCUGUACUUCUCCGACUACAAGAGCCAGCGCAUCGAGACGACGGACCUGGAGGGCGAGGAGCGGGUGGUGCUGCUGUGGGACCUGUCCGGGCCGCGCCACCUGGCGCUGUUCCCGCCGGGCGGCGUCAUGUUCUGGUCCAGCUGGGGCGGGCCCAAGCCGCUCAUCGAGUCCGCCGGCAUGGACGGGCGCCGGCGCCGCGCCUUCAUCUCGGACCGGCUCAUCUCGCCCGGCGCGCUGGCCAUCGACCACGACCGCAAGCGGCUGUACUGGACCGACCCGGGUCUGGGCGUCAUCGACAGCAUCAACGUCGACGGCACGGACCGGCGCCUCGUCAUGGACAAAAUGGCGCACCCCCUGGGCCUGGACGUGUUCGGCAACCGCCUCUACUGGACCGACUCCAAGAACAACGACCUGUACGUGCUCAAGGACGGCAAGCACAACCACACGGUGCGGGCGGGCGUGUCGGGCCUGCUGGGCGUCACCGUGUUCCACCAGCGUCGGCAGCCCGUCCGCACCGGCUGCGACCAGGACAACUACGGCUGCUCGCACGUGUGCCUGCUGUCCAACGGGCACGACCUGGCGGGGUGCGCGUGCCCGGUGGGCUGGCGCAUGCGCGCGGGCCCGGACGAGGACGGCCGCACCUGCGAGCAGCAGCCGGGGCCGUACCUGCUGCUGGCGCGCCGCUGGGACGUGCGCCGCGUGCCGCUCGGACUGCCCUACGUCAUGGACGUGCCCCUGCCCACGCCCGGCCUGCAGCUGCAGAACACGGUGGCCGUGGACGCGGACCGGGCCACGGGCGACGUCUACUGGAGCGACACCAUCAUCUCGGCCAUCAUGCGCGCGACGCGCACGGGGGAGAACGCGACGGUCGUCAUCUCGAGCGGGCUGGAUACGCCGUACGGCCUGGCCGUCGACUCGGUGGGCAGGAAGGUGUACUGGACCGACUCCGGGCGGCGCAUCAUCGAGGUGGCCGAGCUGGACGGAGCGCGGCGCCGCGUGCUCGUGUGGGACAAGCUGCACAACCCGUGCGCGCUCACGCUGCACUACCCGUCCGGCCUCAUGUUCUGGUCCGACUGGGAGGAGCACUCCGGCCGCAUCGAGCGCGCCAACAUGGACGGCAGCGCCCGCGUGGUGAUCUUGUCUGACGAGGUGGGCUGGCCGGGCGGGCUGGCCGUGCACGACGACCGGCUGUACUGGUCCGACGUGGCCCUGCACACGGUGGAGAGCGCGCGCCUGGACGGCUCGGAGCGCGCGCUCGUCCUGCACCGCCUGCGCGAGGACCCCGCCGGCGUGGCCAUCCUCGGCGGCCAGGUGUACUGGGGCUACCGCGGCGUGACGGGCGCGCUGCACCGGGCGCCGCUGCCCAAGAACCCGCCCGUCAACGCCUCCGAGGACUCCGUCAUCCGACCCGGCCUCCCCUACCUGCUCGACAUCAAGGCCAUCGAUACGUCGCCGCUGCCGGAGAACGCGUGCCUGGGCGCGAGCUGCUCGGACCUGUGCCUGCGCGUGCCGGGCGGGCGUGCGUGCGCGUGCCCCACGGGCGUGCCCAUGGGCCGCGACGGCCGCACCUGCUCCACCAACGUGACCGAGAUGCUGCUGUUCGCCACCCCGGACGGGCUGGCGCGCAUCGCCACCAGCUCGCUGCAGCGCUUCCACGACGUGCUGCUGCCCGUGCCGGACGUGCGCAAGGUCGUGGCCGUCGACUUCCACUGGGAGCACAAGCUGGUCGUGUUCGCCGACAUGAGCCUGCAGGAGAUACGGUCGGUGAGCAUGCGAAACUGGUCCGAGGUGACGACCCUGGUGCGGCUGGAGGGCGGCGAGCCGACGGGCGUCGCUGUGGACUGGCUGGCCGACAACCUCUUCUGGACGGACGCCGGGAGGAGGGUGGUGGGCGUGGCGCGGCUGGACGGCCGCAACCAGAAGAUCCUCGUCUCCAAGGAGCUCUCCUCGCCGCGCGCCGUCGUCGUGCACCCAAAGAAGGGGCUCAUGUUCUGGACGGACUGGGGGCCGAACGGCACCUCGGACGGCACCAAGAUCGAGCGCGCCCAGCUGGACGGGUCGGAGCGGCGCGCCAUCGUGAGCACGGACCUGGACAAGCCCAACGGUCUGGCGCUCGACGUGCAGGGCAGCCGCCUCUACUGGGCCAACUACGGGCGCGCGCGCAUCGAGUCGUGCGAGAUCACGGGCAACGACCGCAUCCAGCUUGUGGCGCAGGCGCAGAACGUGUUCGGGCUCACCACGGUGGGCGACCACAUCUUCUGGACCGACUUCAGCAAGCGCACGCUGGAGCGCGCGUCCAAGCGAACGGGCCGGGACCGCAUGACGGUGGAGACGAUGGUGGACCAGGUGGAGGACCUCAAGGCCGUGUCCUCGGCCCGCCAGCGCCGCGCCGGCACCCCGCCCUGCGGCGACGACAACGGUGGCUGCUCGCACCUGUGCCUCGCCCGCGAGGUGGACAUCGUGUGCGCGUGCCCCGACCAACCCCACGGCCCCUGCAAGCGCGCCGUGAACCGACGCGCGCCCAACCCGUCCGAGGAGGGCGAGUACGACGAAAUCGAGGAGGGGCUGACCGACGUCUCGCACAUCGCGCCGGACCUGCGCAACGCCACCACCAAAACAGCCCCG